This is a messenger RNA of Phymastichus coffea, 2892 nucleotides long. RefSeq lists its product as uncharacterized. The record is from RefSeq and is a predicted model, not a curated record. Bases 1 to 2892 code for a protein of 963 amino acids. The transcript has 5 exons. Lineage: Eukaryota; Metazoa; Arthropoda; Insecta; Hymenoptera; Eulophidae.
AUGACCGAUGCCAGAAGACAAGAAAUUUCGAGAGAAAUAUUUUUCAGCAAAAUAUCCACGUACAUCUUAGAAGUAACCGAGCGAGUCGAUUUGGAGCCAUACAUCCCAGUUUUGGAACUUCUUCGUUGGCUAUUUGUCCCCUCGAUCGAGCAUCGUAUCUUAACUCUGCUCGAGCAUUUCGUAUACAACGACAACGGCGUGGAUUCGUCCUGCAAUGAGUCAGCCCAAAGUUUCCUUGGCGAUAUGGAGUCGUGGCUGGAAGCAUCGAACCAACUCAACCGAAUACUCAGACCGGACGGACUCGCGCGAAUUUUCGUGAAUUCAAUUUUACUUGGAAAUCGUAUUACGAGGAUUAGCCGGCAAUUAGAUAGCCUGAGCGUCGAAGAUUCGACUCGAUGUCCAAAGCAUGACGCAGCAAACAACGGAGCCGAGGGAGGACGGCAAUCACGCAAACGAAAGGCAACCUACGAGGAGGAGAUCCCGACAGCAGCCAACAUUUCAAUAGAGGAUCAAACAGAGGGAACAAAGCGCAGUAAGCUCCGUCUUGUCGUCACGGAGCUUCCGUCUUCGGAGAGGGGAUGCUGUAGCAGCAGCCAUCGUCGAACCGAUUACUUGAGGCUACCUUGCGACAGUCGGGCACUCAAGCAAAAACUUUUCAAGCACCAAGAGGCGCCAAAGAACUCCGGCAAGUUUGAUCAGCGUCUGAAGAAUGUUUGCAGCUGUCUGAACAACGUGAUGGAGAGGAUGGACGAUGAAACGUUGAAUGACGCCGCGCUUUUUUGCGAACUUCGUAGGAAUUACGUGAGAUUCAAGUUGAGCAGAAUCAAGUCAAAACUAUGUAUGUUCGCCAUGAGGGUGGCAUUCGGAUGCCAGCUGCAGCAGCAACAGCAGCGCAGAAGGGAUAACUUGCGAGAAGACGAUGCAUCGUCGCAACCGCGAUAUUGUUGGAAUGGAAAUUGCUCAGUUUCUCAGAAAGAUUGCGGAAAUGGAAGUUCUGACGACUUGUGCGAUAAAUCUACCACUUCGGACAACAGUGAAAUUGGAUGUGCGAUAAGAUUCUUGUGGAAUCCCAGUCGUCAUUGUUUUGCAACAUCUUCGGUUGAAGAUGAAUUGAGUGACGACGAAAAGAAUUGUUAUGAGGGCAAUGAAAGUCGCGAAAGCUACAACAACGCAUCGCAUCGCGAAUGUGAAAGUCAGAAAAAUAUGACAAGCAAGGAAUACUGUUUAUGUGUUCACGAGAAUACAUCUGACGAAUGCGAAAUAAAGUCGCCGAGUAUAGAAGAGACAAAACGUUGUCAUUUUGAAAUGAUGACCGAUGAUAUCGAAGAAAAAGAUUACGAUAGGACUGCAAUUGAGCUAAAAUGUGCUGCCAUUAUGACCGACGAAGUAGACGAACCUGUAGAGCUUACAAAUAUUUACGUGAAUGAAAUCUCUAUUUGUUGUUGCUGUCAGGGAUGCAACGCACUAGAAAAUGUUGGUGUCAAUACGGAAUCUAUUCUCAAACAUUCGAACGGUAGUGUAGAGGCUAGUACGAAUACAGAAAAAUGUAGACUUAAAGAAAUGUCUACGCAAGUAUUUUUCAAAGAAAUACAAUUUUGUACUUGCUACAAGAAUGUUGAUGAAGAGUUAGAGAUUAAAAAUCUUAAAUUUGAAAAUCAAGGGGUAGAUUUCAAUUGCCAGUUUGAGAAUGAAAUGGCCAUUGAUGAAAAAAUCAAAUUGAUCGGAAUAAAUAAUAGAGUGGCUGAACAAAACAUCAAAGAAACACCUUUCGAUGAGAUUAUUUGGAAACUCGCCGAAUCCCCGUGUAAAAGCUCGGAGUUUACCGAAAUAAUGAAGUUGAAAAUCAAUGAAAUUGUUGAUCUCAACGAAAAGAUUCGUAAAAAAGUUAAUAAGAUUAAAGAUAACAAAGACGCUCGCUCGGUGUUGGUUCAAACUUUGAUAAAGCAAAUAUCGCGCGACAGCGUAACCACGAAAAUACAAGUAAAAGCGUCAGUCAUAUCUUUCAAAUCGAAAGCAAGUGGUAAUACGUGCGUAACCAAACCGAGUGCCAAUGGAAACUUGGAAGUUUGUGAAAAUCCUGUGCUUGGAUUAAAUGACACAGUAGGCGACAAUUCUCCUUUGAAAAAGUCUAUUCUCACCGAAGUCACGGCGUCGCUAGAACAUCCGAUACUGCAAAGAUUGAAAACCGACAUCAUCUACCAGUGUGUAAAAAUGUCGAAAUCAUCGUCUCUGUCCAACAGCUAUUUCUGUAGCGACACAUCUAGUAUCGAGAAAUAUUUCGUUUACAGUGAGAACGACUAUUACAAUAAGAGCGAUGCUCAACGUACUUGUCGAUGCUCGAAGAAAAGUAAUUUUCUCAAUUUUCUAUUGGAUUACCUGACAAGGGAGACCUAUGAAAAAUUCAAAAGAAUCUUACGGUUAAUUCUGAAGAAGCUACUGGAGAAAGCAAAGGAACUGAACGCCCUGCGAAAGUCGGGAAUGAGAUCCAAAUGUCGUUGCUAUUGCUGCAGAGACGAAAGCUACGAGGAAUGCCGCAGCGACGAGACGCGCAGUAGCGAGAAAAACUCGGCAGCGUCGCGUCUGUCUGGCGGCGGUAGCGACGUGACUGCCUCGUGCGAUGAUUCAAGGAAGCGCAAGCUAGUCAAACUUACAAGGAGCGCGCUUACUUGUCGGGAUCUCGAUUGUACGACUGAGACGAAAGUUCAACGAAGAUACAGAAGAAGACGAUCGCGAAGAAAGCCCACCGAGAGAUGUCGAGACGAUGUCGAGAAUGGCAAUGGUUUGAAACGUUGUCGGACUGAAAUUUUUACCCCGGCUCGUGCAAAUUCUUGCGCCGGUUAUCGAGAUUGUCCAGUGUUCACCAAUUCAUGGAAGUAUUGUUAUGUUCGUUAG